AGGAGGCAGAGAUUGUGUGAAAGGCAAACAAGAGGCUUGUCUGGGUGUGGACGUAAAAGAGGGCUGGGUAUAAGUGGGUGUAGGAGUUGUUUCUUAUGUUUGUGCAUUUAGACUCGCAGCCUGGAAUUAGGAUCAUUGACAGCAGGAGGAAAAGGACGUGGAAGAGACAAGCAGCCGUCUAACAGAAAGUCAUCAUGCUGGUUCUCAUCGCUCUCUCGAUUCUUCACAUCGCAGCCAUCAUCCUGCUGCUGGCGGCCACCAUUGACAAUGCCUGGUGGGUAACUUCUACCACGAGCACCGAUGUGUGGGGGCGCUGGGUGUUGACAAACAACAAGUGGAACAUGACCGACCUCCCAAACAACUAUCCAACAGACUACCUCCAGGCAGUGCAGGCCACCACCGUGCUCGCCUGCAUUUUCUCCAUCAUCGGCCUGUUCGUGUUUAUCGCUCAGCUCUUCACCCUCCCUAAGGGAAGGAGGUUCACCAUCUCCGGCGUCUUUCAAGCCCUCGCCUGCCUGUUCAUCAUGAUCGCAGCGUCCAUCUACACAGACCGUUUCCACACCAACGAGAAGAGCAUUGGUAACUACGGCCACAGCUUCAUCCUGGCGUGGAUCGCCUUYGGUUUGACGUUCAUCUCCUCCAUCGUUUACUUUGUGCUACGCAAGAAGUAGCGUGGAACAAGUUGGACACUAGAUCAUACUCCACGUUUGUUUUGUUUUUUMUUUUUUUUUGGAACAGAUCUACUCUUUCAGCUACAAUCCUGUUUUUUUUUGUUCCUUCAUUAAAUUUAAGCUGCUAGUGUGAACACAAUAGACCUGUGGAUAUUUUCACAUACACUUAACGUUUGACCGAGUCUGCCUUCAGACGGUUCCUUCGACUAACGAAGCAGGAGUCGAACUCRGUCGUAUCUAAGUGUGUUCUCAGCCCAGAGUCGGGCUGGUUUUCUUCAGGGCAUCUAAGGAUAUCGUUUUUUGUUUUGUUUAAGCUGAACAGAGAAAAUGCUUCAGGUUUACGAUAAAUUCGAACUUAAUGAUUAGUUUUUCCAUCACUAUUUUCAAAGAGAUCAUUAAGCGUUCRACUGGCGGCAGUAUAAUGACGAUCAAUAAAUAUUCAAGUGUGGUUUUUUUUAUGUACUUUUACAUUUAUGAAUAUGUAUGUUACAGUAGAUUUAAAAAAGGGUAUUUUGUUAUUUGAUGUUUUGCAUUAUUUUAUUGUUAGUUUAUCAAUUUAUUUCUAUCUUCUCUAAUAAAAAUACGCUCUCUUUAUAAUGCUGAACUAAUAUGAUGGAAAUGCCUUCGAUUAAAUAAUUCUCCUCUAAAAACAUUAUAGAUGUUGGAAUAAGAUAUUUGUAAUUAGGAGAGACUAAAUACUCUGGAGUAUGUCAAUUUUAGAAAAAUCCAAACUUUGUGCGGAAAUGUUAAAAUCUUUCCACURGCCGCGUUCCCACAAAGGCAACUGUUUGAGUAAUGAAGCGCGAGACAUGAUGUGUAAAUAGGAUUUCUUUCCAACAAAGCUCCGUGUGUCUGAUGUUUAUUUUUGCUACAUGAAUGAUCAUUACAGUGACUUUUGAAAUAAUAAAACUUUUCAUUUUCA
Molecule: messenger RNA, 1593 nt
Organism: Poecilia reticulata (guppy)
Lineage: Eukaryota; Metazoa; Chordata; Actinopteri; Cyprinodontiformes; Poeciliidae
Gene: emp1b
Product: epithelial membrane protein 1b
Cellular component (GO): plasma membrane
Source: RefSeq, a predicted model, not a curated record